CCGCAUACGUAAUGAAGAGGUCUGGCGAAAAACGGUUUAACCAUCCGGAAGUUUUGUCGUUUAGCUGAGAAAAAUCGUCCAUUUCAGACAUUUAAGCCUUUACAUGAAUUAUUAUUUAACAUUCGGUUAAAGACUCAUCAGCUUAUUAACUUUAUUUAUUAACUUGUGUGCUGAGUUAGUCCUGUUGGUGGUGGUACGUGAAUGCACCGCCAAGUUGUCGACUACUCUUUUUUGCCACCGAAGAAGAAGAAACACGGAAGUGUCGGAUGAUAAUGAUGAUUAUUCAUAACAACUAGUGUUCAGCUCGAGUUUUGAAUCAAACUGGAACUGGAAUUGAUCUAUAUUUUUUAUUCCAUUUAACAUAAUGUCGUCUGACGGACACAGCUGUGCGUGCUGCUCCCUGCCUGCCGCUUCUCCCAGUGUUCACCAGACACUGACUGAGAUGGAUUUUGAACGAGGUAUCUGGUCUGCUGCGAUGGAUGGAGACCUGCAGAGAGUCACAUCUUUACUGCAGAAGGGCACAGACCCGAACCUGAGAGACUCGGCUGGAUACACAGCUCUGCACUAUGCAAGUCGCGGAGGUCAUCUGGCCGUGUGCCGGGUUCUUCUUGAGAGCGGCGCUUGUGCGUCUCCCCAGACGCCAGGCGGAGCCACACCGCUCCAUCGCUCUGCUUACUGUGGUCAUCUGAACGUGGUUCGCCUCCUGCUGCAGCACAGAGCAGACCCGACGCUCUGUGACGACGACGGUUCAUCCCCUUUACAUAAGGCUGCAGAACGAGGUCAUGAGGAGGUGUGUCAGCUGCUCCUGGAGAAAUGUCCAGCUCUCUGCAGCCAGCUGAACAACAGGCUGCAGCUGCCCCACCAGCUGGCACCGCAGGGGGAUCUGCAGGAGCUCCUAAAACCACCUCGGUGAAGAGAGACACUUUCGAUGUGACGUCAUCCUGUCAGGGCUUUCUGAACCUGUGGCAGCAGGGGGAGCUGUUGUCUGAAAAGCUGGAUGUGUUUUUGCCAGCUGACCAUGUGAAUCAGCUGGCAGCUCACACACAUUGACCUCUUUCGAUUCUCUCAGCACACUGUUGGAAAACUAAACAGGCAAACUGUUGGAGAGAGAAGCAUCAGUGAAGCUGUUACAGCUUCGACAUGGAUGGACACCAAAGUCAUCUUUAUGCUAUUGUAUUCCGUUACGUACGAUGUGUAACAGAUUAAAUGAGUUUAAAGGUGCAUUUGUAUCAUCAGACAUGUUUUAAAAAGUUCUUCAGUGCAAAUUUCAGGUGCGAGCAGAUGAUUGAUGGCUGCACUGUUAAUUCACAGGGCUCCAAACUACCUACAGACUACUACUAGGUGCACUGGCCCUUAAUAUAUUCACCCAAUAAUACAUUUUCUAAAAACUUCUAAGACCAACAGGAAUUAUAUUUUUUGUAUCAUAACUUUCAUUUGGAAAAAAAAAUUACAAUGAAAAUCAUGAGGAUGUGAUUCGGGGGGUGAUGGAAGCAUUACAGUCUCUGUUUUUA
This is a messenger RNA of Acanthopagrus latus (yellowfin seabream), 1511 nucleotides long. It is a transcript of the gene ankrd39, whose product is annotated as ankyrin repeat domain 39. Gene Ontology annotation, molecular function: protein binding. Bases 365 to 913 code for a protein of 182 amino acids. The record is from RefSeq and is a predicted model, not a curated record. Lineage: Eukaryota; Metazoa; Chordata; Actinopteri; Spariformes; Sparidae. The transcript has 4 exons.